GAGGAAAUACUCAAUCUGUGUCACUCACUCCUGUGAGCCUGCCUCUUCAUUCCAGGACUGCAAACGGAAGCAAUCACCAAAAUGAAGACUGCUUUAAUUUUGCUCAGCAUUUUGGGAAUGGCCUGUGCUUUCUCAAUGAAAAAUUUUCACCGAAGAGCCAAAUUAGAGGAUUCUGAAGAAAACGGGGUUUUUAAGUACAGACCACGGUAUUAUCUUUAUAAGCACGCCUACUUUUAUCCUCCUCUAAAACGAUUUCCAGUUCAGAACAGUGACUCGUCUGAAGAAAAUGGAGAUGGUGAUAGCUCAGAAGAGGAGGAAGGGGAAGAGGAGAAUUCAAAUGAAGAAGCAAACAAUGAAGAGUCUAAUGAAGAUGAAGAAUCUGAGGCUGAGAACUCCACCCUUUCUGCUACGACACCUGGCUAUGGAGAGGAGACCACGCCUGGAACGGGAAAUGUAGGCCUAGCUGCCAUCCAACUUCCCAAGAAGGCUGGAGAUGUAGGAAAGAAGGCUACAAAAAAGGAGGAAAGUGAAGAAGAAGAAGAGGAAGAGGAAGAAAAUGAAAAUGAAGAAAAUGAAGCAGAAGUGGAUGAAAAUGGGCAAGGCAUAAAUGGCACUAGCACCAACAGCACAGACGUAGAAAAUGGCAAUGGCAGCAGCGGCGGAGACAAUGGAGAAGAAGAAGAAGAAGGGGAAGAAGAAAAUGCAGAAGGAACCACAGUGGCUGGGGAGCAGGACAAUGGCGGGUUUGAACCCACCACUCCACCACAGGAGGUCUAUGGGACCACUCCGCCACCACAGGGGGGAACCACUACCACUGAAUAUGAGGGGGAGUAUGAACAAACAGGCACCAAUGAAUAUGACAAUGGAUAUGAAGUCUAUGAAAAUGAGAAUGCGGAACCUCGAGGGGACAAUUACCGAGCCUAUGAGGAUGAGUACAGCUACUAUAAAGGGCGUGGCUAUGAUAGCUAUGAUGGUCAAAAUUACUACUACCACCAGUGAAGGCCCAGGCUGGGAUGAAUUCAUCCAUUUUGGUGUUUCAUAUGGCUACAGUUUUCAAUGUUCAACUCAGGAAGGUGCAAUGUAACACAUGUGCAUAUAAUAAUGUGGAACGGUGCUACUGUUCCAAAGUGAUUUUCUGUAAUUGCUUCUGCAAGUGAUGGGCUUCAUGCUGCUUCCCCCUGGUAUGUUAUUGAGAGGUCGUUGAAAAUCAGGGUCAUUUGUCAAGUGGUAAACAAAUCCAUGAAAUCGAGUUCAAUUGAAUGUUUUGAAGUUGUAGUUGUUCUAUAAGUAGUAUUUUUAACGUGUUCGCUCUAUUACUGCUAAAACAUACUUUUUGUGCAAGAAGUGCUUCUAAGAAGAAACUCAUUGACAUUAGUGACACUGUAUACAAUAAAUGUGUAAUUCUUUAAUCAUACUACCUAUCCAACACUGUAUAGUUUAAUUAUCAUCCUCAUGUAUUUUUA
Molecule: messenger RNA, 1463 nt
Organism: Myotis brandtii (Brandt's bat)
Lineage: Eukaryota; Metazoa; Chordata; Mammalia; Chiroptera; Vespertilionidae
Gene: IBSP
Product: integrin-binding sialoprotein
Exons: 7
Coding region: 82-999 (305 amino acids)
Biological process (GO): cell adhesion; ossification; bone mineralization
Cellular component (GO): extracellular region
Source: RefSeq, a predicted model, not a curated record